AUUGAACUAGGUAAAAAAUUCUUCAAAGAUGGAAGGGCCAUUGAUUUGAAAGGUCUCAAGGACUGCAUGCGUAGAGGAUAUUCAUAUGUGGACGGAAUCGAGGAACUGCUACAAGCUCUGAAACAAAACAACUAUGAAUUGCAUGCCUUCACAAAUUAUCCUAUUUGGUACAAGAUGAUUGAAGAAAAGCUAGAACUUUCAAAAUAUUUAUCUUGGACAUUCUGUUCUUGUCUAAUAGGAAAGAGGAAGCCAGCACCUGAUUCAUACGCUGUAGUUGUGCAUCUCCUGAAUGUUGAGCCAGAAAGUUGUAUCUUCAUUGACGAUAGAGUGACAAAUGUGGAGGCAGCUGUGAAUGCUGGCAUGGUUGGCAUACAUUUUAAAAACGCUGAUUCUCUAAAGCAGGAUUUGUCUUCUCUAGGAGUUGUGCUUGAAGUUUUAAACAAUUGAUGGGUGAUUAUUUAGCGCUUUUUCUUCAUUAUGGUAGAAGUAUUUGUCAUUGUAAUUCUUGCAUUGUUCUAAAUACAUUUCAGGUUGUCUUCAGCAAUAAAUGUGAAAGAUUCCCGUAAAUUGUACCAACUUGUUUGUGUUUCGUUGGUUUUCGUAGAGUAAUUCUAAACUUUCCAAAUAAAUUCACCUUAAAUUUUUUUUCU
Molecule: messenger RNA, 650 nt
Organism: Dendrobium catenatum
Lineage: Eukaryota; Viridiplantae; Streptophyta; Magnoliopsida; Asparagales; Orchidaceae
Product: flavin mononucleotide hydrolase 1, chloroplatic-like
Exons: 5
Coding region: 67-447 (126 amino acids)
Source: RefSeq, a predicted model, not a curated record